AUGGAGCUCAAAGUAUGGGUGGAUGGAGUCCAGAGAAUUGUGUGUGGGGUCACCGAAGUCACAACAUGCCAGGAAGUUGUAAUAGCCCUUGCUCAGGCUAUUGGGCGAACGGGCCGGUACACGCUGAUCGAGAAAUGGCGGGACACGGAGAGGCACCUGGCCCCGCACGAAAACCCCAUCGUCUCCCUCAACAAGUGGGGCCAGUACGCCAGCGACGUGCAGCUGAUCCUGCGCCGCACCGGGCCCUCCCUGAGCGAGCGGCCGACCUCGGACAGCGUGGCUCGCAUCCCGGAGAGGACUCUGUACCGGCAAAGCCUGCCGCCCCUGGCCAAGCUGAGGCCUCCCGGCGACAAGGCCAUGAAGAGGAGGGAGCCGAAAAGGAAGUCCCUCACCUUCACCGGCGGGGCCAAAGGGCUAAUGGACAUCUUCGGGAAAAGCAAAGAAUCCGAGUUCAAGCAGAAGGUGCUCAACAACUGUAAAACGACCGCCGACGAGCUGAAGAAACUGAUCCACCUCCAGACAGAGAAGCUUCAGUGCAUCGAGAAGCAGCUGGAGUCCAACGAAGCCGAGAUCCGCUACUGGGAACAGAAGUACAACUCCAGCCUGGAAGAAGAAAUCCUCAAGCUAGAGCAGAAGAUCAAAAGGAACGAAGUGGAGAUCGAAGAGGAAGAGUUCUGGGAAAACGAGCUGCAGAUCGAACAGGAGAACGAAAAACAGCUGAAGGAGCAGCUGCAGGAGAUGAGGCAGAGGAUCCUGGAGUGCGAGAGCAAGCUGAAGGACUACGUGUCUCAGAUCCACAACAUGGAAAGUGGCCUUGAAGCAGAGAAGUUGCAGCGGGAAGUUCAAGAGUCCCAGGUGAAUGAAGAAGAGGUCAAGGAAAAGAUCGAGAAGGUGAAGGGCGAAAUUGAUAUUCAGGGCCAGCAGAGUCUGAGAUUGGAAAAUGGCAUUAAAGCUGUAGAAAGGUCUUUGGGCCAAGCUACCAAACGGUUACAGGACAGGGAACAAGAACUGGAGCAACUGACAAAGGAGCUGCGACAGGUCAAUCUCCAACAGUUCAUCCAGCAAACGGGAACGAAGGUGACGGUGCUGCCGGCAGACCCCGUUGAGGUGGAGGCCCCGCAUGUAGAGCUUGAGAGAGAGCCAACAUUUCAGUCUGGGUCACUGAAGCGCCCUGGCUCGUCGAGGCAACUCCCCAGCAACCUUCGGAUUCUACAGAAUCCCCUGUCAUCUGGUUUUAACCCAGAGGGCAUUUAUGUAUGACAGUACAUACCUCUUCUGGAGAGGACGUAGCAAGGUACCCCGGACAAGAUACACUUUUGUUUUAUUCUGCCAAUGAUGAAUGGAAGAAGAAUUUAUUUUUUUUUUGUUAAGCCACCAUAUUUUUUUUUCUUCUUCCCCCAACACACCACUUGGAGCCAUACCCUGUGCACUGAUGCUAAAGAGACAGAGGAACUGUCUGGAUUCGUAAUUGGCAAGGAUGAACUUGCUGUUAACGCAGCUAGAGUGCAAAAACCUUCAUUUGUUUUUGCCACUUCAGAAGUGUUUUGGAAAGUAUUGUUCCUUGUAUAGGCAUAAAUAAAAGACUGAGGGUGAAGGAAACCAUGUAUGCAACUGAUCUGAGGUUUAAUUUAUUCCCUUUAAUCAAUGGACGUGUGAAUGUUGACCUUUUAUAUUUUUAUUUUUAACUUGUGGAUAAUCACGUUUGGCUGUAUGUCAGUCUGACAAGGUGAUGUUAAUUUGUGUGUACAAACAUCCACCAUUUGAUCAAGUACAACAACUUGCAGAGUUCUGUGGAGUGCUGAACCAUUACAAUGGUUUCUCACCGCUGACUUUGUUAAUUUCUGUUGUGGGUCAUAAUAUGUCAUGUUCCAUCCAUUGCUACCUUUUAAGGCUUGAAAAGUGAGCUUCUGGGAUUUACUUGCUGUUGAAUCUGCCUUGAAUGAAGCACCUAGUGUUCAAAAGAUUUAUGGGAUUUAAACCUUGGCUUGGUAAAAAUAUUUCCAGCAUAUGAUUGAGGAUGCACUAGUUAGAUGAUAUUUUAUUAUAUAGAAUGUAUAUUUGAAAUAUUUUGCCACAUUGUAUAUGCCUUUUGAGAAAAGAACAAUGUAAGAAGUUGUCUUCAUGUAUCUUACCAAAAGAGAGUUGGAGGCUUUCA
Molecule: messenger RNA, 2155 nt
Organism: Haliaeetus leucocephalus (bald eagle)
Lineage: Eukaryota; Metazoa; Chordata; Aves; Accipitriformes; Accipitridae
Gene: RASSF8
Product: Ras association (RalGDS/AF-6) domain family (N-terminal) member 8
Exons: 4
Coding region: 1-1260 (419 amino acids)
Biological process (GO): signal transduction
Source: RefSeq, a predicted model, not a curated record